UUCUGUGAAAACUAAAUAUUAUUUUGAGUUUGCUUGGUUUGAUUGAGGUUUGAUUGGAUCGAUAUGGUCACCAUUUUCUGUUAGUCUGUAUGCAAUUUAGUUGCAUUUGAUAAAAUAUUUAAAUUAUAGAUAUGGCGACUGAACAAAUAUUUCUUAUGAAUUCGGAUAAUAGUCACCCGUCUCCGACAACCCAGAAGCCUUUCGAAAUGUCAGAAGAACCGAUUCAAAUGGACAUCGAGAGUAUUCAUGACUUCUCGAAUGUGUGUAGGACCUGCGCUGCAGUCAGUGAGUUUGUCAUCCCUAUAUUUGAGGGUGAAGGGCUGCAGAACAACCUGGCUGACAAGAUAAGCAAGCAUUUACCUAUUCAGGUAAGCGAGACGGACAUGCUGCCGCGCGUGGUGUGCUACCAGUGCGCCAGUACGCUGCUGGCGUGGCAUGAGCUGGUCUCGUGCUGCGUGCAGGCCGACGCUGCGCUGCGCACGCGCAUGCCUGUACCUUAUGCUGACCAGGCCACAACAACGAAACAAGAAAAUUGCCAAAAUUCGAACAAGAUUCCUGAAGAAAAGUUCAAGGAUAUGUCAUCGUUCCGAGCGCCGCCACGUGACCCACCCAAGUAUGCGGAGAUUUCAACUUGCCUCGCCGUCGCGGAGCCGACCAAGCCCUGCAGAUACUGCAAGGCCAAGGUGGCAGAACACGUGUACCAGGACCAUCUGAUAGGCGCGCAUUCCUUGCUGGUAUCCUUUUGCGAUAAGUGCCACAUCUACAUAGAUCGCAAAGUGUUCGGGACACACAUGAUGGAACACGCUAUGUCAAACAAACGAAGAAAUAGGGAUCGUAAUCAAAAUAGUCACCCACCACCUAAUUAUCCCACGCCAGCAAUGCUACCUUACAUCUUUCCGGAUGACGAAGAAUCAUCAGAUAAUCUCGCAGAUAAGAGCGAUAUGAACAAUAAAAGUGGUCCCAUAUCGCAGUCAAAAGCAGGUGAACUUUCUAAAAACCAACCAGACAUCAAACCGAAAGCAGAAACGGCCGACACAAAAAGCUCGAUCAAGGCUAAGUGGUCCCGCUCGUGCCCGAUCUGCUCCAAACCGUACACCGCGCCGUCCAGCUUUUUCUACCACAUGAAGCACUCGCACAGCGCCGCCAAGGAGCACGAGUGUGACGUGUGCGGCAAGAAGUUCACGAGCAAGGCCAACCUGGCGCAGCACGUCGCCAUCCACGCCGACGAGUACAAGUACUCGUGCAAGUCGUGCGACAAGCGGUUCAAGACGCGGGCGAGCCUGUACAUACACUCGCAGACGCACGCGUGCCCGGAGGCGCGGCCCGCGCCGCACGCGUGCGACGCGUGCGGGCGGCGCUUCCGCUGGCGCGCGGCGCUGAAGCGGCACGCGGCGCGCCACGCCGACGCGCGCGCGCACUCGUGCGACACGUGCUCGCGCGCGUUCAGCGUGCGCGGCGACCUGCUGCGCCACGCGCGCACGCACGCCGCCGGCGCCGCCGCCUGCGCCUGCCCGCACUGCGGACUCGAGUUCGCGCAACAGCGAUACCUCAACGUGCACGUCGCCAACAAACAUUCUCCCAACAAACGGAUCAAGAAAGAAAAAUAAAUUAUUGUACGGAUUUACUACCUGCUGAGAAUGACUUGACGUAUUUUUUAUGUAAUUUUUCUACUUCUUACUUUGUAUGGAUAAUGAAUAUAUUAAGGUACCUGUCUACAAUGUUUAAUUCUGCCGCGGCACUUCGGACACACUGCACGUGAUAGUAAGUUUGGUGCAGUCUAAAUAUAAUACCGAUCAACAGGAAUUUCAUUUCUUCAAUUACAUUACAUUUCUAGUAUUUUGCCGACUUCAACUAUUUAUAUUCAUAUAUUUAUUAUCAACCAUACAUUACAUAGGUACUAGUAUAAAAAUGUAUUUAUUAAUGAUUGAUAGUAAUAUAUUCGUGUGAUAAAAACAAAAUUGAUAAUUAUUUUGGAAGAUAGAUUUUGUAUUCAAAGUGAUCGUGAUUGUGAUAUUAUUACUUAUUUAUUUCUAAAUUAUUUCACUUGAAGUGUUGAUUAUUAUUGAUGGUCCAGUCGCACCACAAGCUAGUGGCUACUAGAAGUGUCACACGAAUGUAUCGCUCACAUGUUUUGUACCGAAGCUUUGCAGCAAGCAGUAACAGCACAACUCAUAGUAUUAAAGUAUACAAUAUAGGUACUCAUAUUAUCGCCCAAACAGUAAUGGACUGUAUUUACUUAUUACUAAUCCAAGAGGAGCUUUAGUAAUUCUGUGCCCCGCGGGGACCAUCGCUGAUCUCACAGCCUAAGUAUGCUGUAACUUAGUAUUAGGACUACUUAUAAAAUAAGGUAUGUCAUAGUAUUCGUAAUAUUCCUACUGCUGGAACUUGUGUACUCUAUCCAGUAUUAUUUUGUAAGAUUUUGUCGGCAACGUCAUUACUUAUAAGUAACGACCUAUCCAUUGUAGCGGGUCGAGUAUCGCAUGGCGCGCGUUCUAGUUACUUAAGUAAUGUGAACUCUCAAAUUCUAGGCCUAAGUCCUAAAGCAUUUUUAAACAAAUAUAGCGUCGCAAUUGCGCAAACAAUAUUUGUUGGUGACCACGGGCGUAGUUAGAGGGGAUUGUCGCAAUAUUGGUUUGUGUCCAUUGUAGAAAAUUCUUUGCCUACCUUAUAAAAAGCCACGCGCUUACAGAGACCUCGCUUAAAGCAAACCUUUCGUUGAAUUCGGAUUUUUUUUUGUUACUGCCAGCUUCCCCCUACAAAAAAUCCGUAGCAACGCCAAUGGGUGUGACUGAGGCCUUUGCCGUUCCCAAUAUUUUAUCUCUGUAAUCUAAAGUGUGAGUCUUCAAAUAGUGUAUUUACUGAAUAUAUUUCAAAUGCAUUAGAUAGAUCACCUCGGAAAUAUGGACCCUUGUUUCAUGUGCGGUUCAAUAAAUCUAAAAUAAGGAAGUAAGCAUCAGUUCCUUCGCCUGCUAGUUUGUACAAUCAAUCAGCCAAUGUGUGUAAUGGCGUCAAUAUUUUUGUUUAUGAUAUAUAAUAAUAAUUCAGAUGAAAAUAUAGCGUGUAAUACUGAACGUUAAUUAUUUUUGUUUCUAUAAUAUAUAAGGUUUAAAGCAUUUUGUUGCUCUUGUACUAAACAUAAUCAUUGUAUGUAUUGAUUUAUACUUUAAAAAAAUUUAUACAGGGCCAUUUUGCUAUCGCGUUAGUAAAUUAAACCAUACUUAUCUUUUGAAAAUUUCCCUUCACAAUAAAUUAUUCAAACCGUAGAUGUAAAUUAGAAAUGUGAAGGUUACGAAAUUUUGAUUUUUUUUUUUAUUAACUACUACUGUUGUCACAACUAUUACGUUAAGAAAAUCUGUCGCAGAUGCAGCUGCAAUAUCUAUUUUCAGUCUGAAAUACACUCACGUAUACACCAUAUUCAUUCUAAACGACAAAAUGAUAAUGAUUUUUGACACAAUAUUAGUAGAGGUAGAGACAAGUAUUAAUUGUCAUAUACUAAAAAGCAAAGUCAAAAUGGCCCUGUUAAAUACUUGCGUAUUUUCUUUGUUUAAAACUUUGUGGCCUAACUGAUUGCUGGUAACCAGAGUUACAUAAUAAGAGACACUAUUUACUUUGCGGAUUUUAAGUGAAUUGUUGUAUACUUCGUCUGCAUCAAAAAUAAAUAAAUAUUGGGAACGGCUGAUAAUUUAAUGUGUACACUCGUGAAACGAGUAGUUCUAGCGCGUAAGUGGGUUCUGUCAUACAAUAAAUAAAUAACUUUCUAUAAGACA
Messenger RNA from Manduca sexta (tobacco hornworm), 3767 nucleotides. RefSeq names its product zinc finger protein 569. Bases 132 to 1607 code for a protein of 491 amino acids. Gene Ontology annotation, molecular function: DNA-binding transcription factor activity, RNA polymerase II-specific; zinc ion binding; RNA polymerase II transcription regulatory region sequence-specific DNA binding. Gene Ontology annotation, biological process: regulation of transcription by RNA polymerase II. The record is from RefSeq and is a predicted model, not a curated record. The transcript is spliced from 5 exons. Gene Ontology annotation, cellular component: nucleus. Lineage: Eukaryota; Metazoa; Arthropoda; Insecta; Lepidoptera; Sphingidae.